Molecule: messenger RNA, 1188 nt
Organism: Ziziphus jujuba (common jujube)
Lineage: Eukaryota; Viridiplantae; Streptophyta; Magnoliopsida; Rosales; Rhamnaceae
Product: transcription factor bHLH75
Exons: 6
Coding region: 78-785 (235 amino acids)
Biological process (GO): regulation of DNA-templated transcription
Cellular component (GO): nucleus
Molecular function (GO): DNA-binding transcription factor activity; protein dimerization activity
Source: RefSeq, a predicted model, not a curated record
AAUUCAGUUUCUAAUUGCUUAGUUUAUCAAAGACCUUCUCCAAACCUUAAAUUUCUUAAGUUGGACUCAAAAUAAAAAUGGAACUCAUAGAAAACCUUAGAGCAUUGGAGAAUCUCAACGACAACAACCAUGAUAUCAUGGCUUUCUCCGGCGAAAGCUUUCCGGCUGAUCAUCAUCAACAAUAUCAACAGCAUCAAACACCUCAGCUUCCUAUCAACUUAUUCACUGAUAUUAAUACUCAAAGCUUUUCUCAUCCUGAUCAUGACCAUCCAAAUACUUUCCUAAUUGAUCACUCAAUGGCGCUCAGUACUACUAAUGAUCACUUUGGCAACCGAAUCAAGAAAGAAAAGAGGAUAGGAGGAAGAAAAAGAAAGAGAAACAUUAAUGAGAAAGGGAGGGAAAAAUCUAAUGAAGUUAUUCAUGUAAGAGCAAAGAGAGGUCAAGCUACUGAUAGCCACAGUUUGGCAGAAAGGGUAAGAAGAGAGAAAAUAAAUGAGAGGUUGAGAUGUCUUCAAAAUCUGGUUCCAGGAUGUUAUAAGACAAUGGGAAUGGCAGUGAUGCUGGAUGUGGUUAUCAAUUAUGUUCAAUCUCUGCAGACUCAAAUUGACUUUCUAUCUAUGAAGCUUUCUGCUGCAAGUAUGUACUAUGACUUCAAUUCCCCAAAUAUGGACGCCAUGGACAUGAUGCAGGGAACAAAUGCGUCUGAGGUGCAAGAGAUGGAGAAAAUGAUGAUGAGAGAAGGGUAUGGAGGGGUUUCAUAUUUCCAUUCAACAUGGCCCCUUUGACUACAAAGCUUUAUUACAAGAAGUGCGGAGAAAAUGACCAAAUUUUCUGUACCCAAAUAAAACUUAAUUAAUCUUAAUUGAUUAAUAAUAUAUAUAUAGAUAACCCGUGAGCCAAUAUUGUUGUUGUUCUUGAGUGAUCGACAAUCCGAAGAAGAAUGGGUGAUUUGUCUUUUUAUUUUAUUUUUAUUUUUUCCUUUUCUUUUCUAAGUUGUGGUUAAAGUUUUAAAAUUAUUUCCCAACAAGAUCUACGGGACAUGAUAUACAUGUCCGGUGAGUAGGAUUACCGCCUCACUCUUUCUUCGUUUUUUGUGACCGACACUUUUGAAUUUGUGUGACUUGCGGAACAUUAUGCCAAAUUAGUAUUUGUAUCUUAUCCUUAAUUUUUAUCAUUAAUUUUUAUCAG